AUGAACAUGAAUCCGACUCCGCGCUCCUCCAUUACUACUCUUGACGCGACACGUUCCUCACCUGCACAAACAACGGCGAUAGGAACCAAGGAUGGGGAAAAUAAAUUGCCCAAUAAUGACUCUGGAUCUUACGUCGACCCCAACAUGGUAACAUGGGACGGUCCAGACGAUCCCAGUAAUCCUCAAAACUGGCCAAAUAGCAAGAAAUGGAUCGUCACUAUUGUUAGCGUCAAUUUGGCGCUAUCUGUUUCUUUUGCAUCCGCGGCUCCCACGUCUGCUUUCGCUGAGACAGUCCGCGUAUUCAACAUCAACAGCGAAACGGCCUAUACAAUCGUGACUCUUUUCUUACUGGGAUUGGCAAUUGGGCCAUCAUUCUGGGGACCCGGCAGUGAACUAUACGGACGACGUCCCAUCAUAUUGGGAGCGAUGUUCGCGUACAUCUUAUUCCAUCUCGGACAAGCUCUGGCUCAUAAUAUUGAGUCACUACUAGUCUGCCGGUUCUUCUCUGGCUUCUUUGGCGUAGCACCUCUUGCCGUUGAUGGAGGUAUAAUUGCCGACAUAUGGCCUGCGAUCGGUCGAGGUCCUGCCGCAAGCCUGUUUGCUACCAGCGUCUUCCUUGGACCUGUACUCGGGCCGCUCGUCGGUGGUUUUAUCGCCAGCAGCUCAGUCACAUGGAGGUGGAUAUACUGGGUGAUGAUGAUGUUUGCAGGCGCAUGCACUGUGAUGGCUAUCAUCUUCCUUCCUGAAACUAAUGCGUCGGUGAUCCUACUGAAGAAGGUCAAGCGGCUGAGAAAGGAGGAUCCCGAAAGCAAUGCCCGUUUGUUUGCCGGACAUGAAAUGGAAGACUGGUCGAUCAAAGGAAUAGCACAGCGGACGCUUUGCCGACCGUUCAAGAUGCUUCUACUAGAACCCAUUCUCGUUCUUGUCACAGUCUACAUCUCAGUCGUAUAUGCCGUUCUGUACGCAUUGUUCGAGGCUAUCCCGAUCAUCUUCAUCGAGACUCGUGGCUUCACACUUUGGGAGAACGGACUGAUCUUCAUUGGUGUCGGGAUCGGCACGACACUGGGUGCUAUAAUCAAUAUUCUCUUGCUCCCUGCACUAUCCAGAGUUGGCGCACCGUGUCUUAUAAUUGGCGCAUUUUGGCUGGGAUGGACAGGCCAGUAUGCGAGCAUAAAGUGGUAUGUUCCUGCCAUCAGCACGAUCUUUAUUGGGGCCAGUAUAAGCCUCAUAUUCAUGUCAUUCCUGAGCUACCUGCUGGACGUGUACUUGAUCCAUGCUGCAUCCGCAUUUGCUGCAAACACUAUCAUACGUUCUCUCGUGGCUGCCGCAUUCCCCCUUUUCACCGUCCAGAUGUAUCACAAUCUUGGCAUCAACUGGGCGUCUACGUUGGUUGGUCUAAUUGGCGUGGUGCUAGCGCCCAGCCCAUUCCUCUUUUACAAAUUCGGCAAACAGAUCAGGAGACAUAGCAAGUUCGCACCGUGUAUUGAUCUAGAAAUUGAGAGGCAGCUUGAGAUAGAGGCCGCUCAGGGCGAGAAGGCAGCAUAA
Messenger RNA from Desarmillaria tabescens, 1545 nucleotides. RefSeq names its product MFS polyamine transporter. The record is from RefSeq and is a predicted model, not a curated record. Gene Ontology annotation, biological process: transmembrane transport. NCBI's taxonomy places the organism in Eukaryota, Fungi, Basidiomycota, Agaricomycetes, Agaricales, Physalacriaceae. Gene Ontology annotation, cellular component: plasma membrane. The coding region runs from base 1 to 1545 and encodes 514 amino acids. The transcript is spliced from 13 exons. Gene Ontology annotation, molecular function: transmembrane transporter activity.